AUGAACAGAAGACUUGGAACUUUUAUAGCUGGAGUAGUCGCAUUUUCGCCCCGCAUGGACACCCCUCGCAGUACUAACAAGCUCCUGGAGCACCUAACCAACCUUACAGAAAACAAGAAAUGGAGAAUAAUAAAAAUUGUAACAGCACAUGUUGGGCUGCACUUACAUAUGCACAUGCAGCCCUCGAUUCCUCAUGCUAUAGACGGAAGGAGCUACCAAAAGUUUUAUUUAACGACUUUAACGACAAAGAAAGCAAGACUACUUUUGACUAUUGGUGAGUUGACGGCGCGAGGAAAUCCUUCUCGGCCCAAGUAUAACUUGUGGCGAUCAAAGCAAGUUCAUAUCAGUCCCAGUGAUAUCGUUAUGCUCUCGGGUGAGCACCUUAUGGCUAAGGAGUUAUUACGUGACCAUUUUGGUAGUACCGCUCAAAUUGUUGGAAGUUCCUUGAUUGUUAAAAAUAAUCAAACUUUACCUAGUAUUUGCGAAGAUACAAAGCUUCAUAAAAAGAUAGUCCAGGAUGCACUUAUUACUUUGAUUCAACAUAAUGUAGUUCAGUUUCAUUUACAAACUUUUGUAAUCUAUGAAGUUUUGAUAUCUGAAAUAUUAUUACGUCUUCGCUAUGCUUGGUAUCUAGAAUAUGUUAGCUGUACUUAUGGAGAUAAGGAAGAAUCUCUACUUCAUUAUAUAAUUCAGCAGGGAAGGGCCUCUAAAAAAUCUGUAGUGGAUUCCACUUGUGUCUUAUAUAAAGUCAAGCCGAUGUUUAUUCUAAGUUCUUUUGAAAGUUUGGUGACUAAUAAACUUAUCAUUUCUGUUAAAGCCGAAGAUUCGGGCUCUUUCGAUUUAGGGAAGGCUACCAAUAACACCGAUUCUGAGCUUUGGCGUCUUCAUACAGCAGCGUUUCACGUGCACUUUCGAAAUAAGUUUAUAGCACACAGAGUUUCUGUGCUUUUGGACGAACGCGCUGGAAACAUCUGCAGAGAAUUUUUACGGUGCGCGAUAACAUCUGAGCUCAAUGAUAACAAACCUGUCUCCUUAUAUUCUUUAUGCGAGACUUUGAAAGACAUUUCUUUCGAGAUCACUUCCACCGAGCUGAGCGAAUACUUAGAAGCGUUUUGUUCGGAGGGAACGGACCUAAUAGAAAAGUGUGACGAAAGUCAAGGAGGAAUAUAUAGGCUUAACUAUGCCAAAGCGAAACGCUGUCUUCAACUUCAACUCGUGGAGUCUACAGUGCUGGAGAAAUACGGAUCCGCAUCCGCUCGUAUUUUUAGAUGCUUGAAAAAGUAUUCUAGUUUAGAGCAGCAGGAGGUUUCCCACUACUGUGUUCUCCCUUUGCAAGAAACUUGUUCGUCUCUCUCAAAGCUGUACGAAGAUGGCUUUCUCUUUUCUCAAGAAAUUCCCAAAGUUUAUGAUUUUUCGAGUUCCCUUGCUCUUUACUCGUUCGAUUUACCACGUGCUGUGUCCAAUAUAGUUCAUUUAUUACAUAAAACAUGCGCAAACUUGAUUAAUAGAAAGUUGUGCGAAGUAAAAAAGGCUAAUACGUUACUGGAAAAGCUUGAAGGAAAAGAGUUGGGUCUCAAGGCGUCUCUGUUAUAUACAGCGCCGUCAAGUUCUGAAAGAAUUUCGGAGACAGACAUAAAGGCUUUAAGUAAACUACAAGAGAGCAUUAAAAAAAUUCACGCUUCCUUAUUGAAAAUAGACGAGAUGCUCUUUAUUCUCAGAGAUCUGUAGUUACACUUUGUUCAUAUAAAAUA
This is a messenger RNA of Zophobas morio, 1751 nucleotides long. RefSeq names its product DNA-directed RNA polymerase III subunit RPC3-like. The record is from RefSeq and is a predicted model, not a curated record. Gene Ontology annotation, molecular function: single-stranded DNA binding. Gene Ontology annotation, biological process: DNA-templated transcription. NCBI's taxonomy places the organism in Eukaryota, Metazoa, Arthropoda, Insecta, Coleoptera, Tenebrionidae. Gene Ontology annotation, cellular component: RNA polymerase III complex. Bases 1 to 1728 code for a protein of 575 amino acids. The transcript is spliced from 17 exons.